AUGAUCCUGCUUCUCGGUCUGAUGGUUUUUCUUUGGGUGGAAACGGCUCAAUGUCUGGAGGAAGAUGAAGGUUUCACUUUUGAAGGAGAAAUCCGCCACUUGGCUGUGGCCACUAACACGGUUUACAUCUCUACAGACGAGAAGCUGUACCAGCUGAGCCACGACCUGAGGCUGGUCCGCAGUCUGAUCCAGAGAGGGACCCUGAAGGAUGGAGAGGAGCAGGGCGAAAAGGAGUUUCACCGGGUUUCUGACACGAAUGCGUUGAAUGCAAACCUGAGCAUUAACCUCUUAUUACCAUUUGUUAAGAAUGACACGCUGGUCACCUGCGGUGCCCCCAACAACAGUUGCGGUUACUGUGAGGUUCUGGACCUGAAGAACAUUUCUAACCUUGUUUACAGUGAAAACAUCCAGAUGGGACCCCUGAAACGCAGCAACGCGUCCAUCAGCUUUCUGGUGGAUGUGAAGAAGAACUCAGGUCUUACAGAAACGUAUAUUCUGACGGCCAUCGAGAAACGUGAAGAUGAGUCUAAGGAGAUCAAGUGCACCUCCAACAUCGAGACCAUCAACCUUCACAACGUGAAUGACAGACAGGAUGGAGGCAUAUUUUCUUUACUGGGUGGCUCUGAAAAUGCUGUGAUCAGAAGUGAAGGAAUUGUGGAGUUUGUGGACGGAUUUCAGAUCAACUCAACAGUGUAUCUGCUCUCCAACGUGCGUUCAAGUGAUCAGAACAACAAGGUCCAUCUCAGUUGGUUUGUGAGUCAAACAAGUAAAGGGGACACUCUGAGGUCUCUGCGGGGGGUUUAUCUCAAUGUCUCUGAUGGAGGUGAAGGCAGCAGACUGCUGGCCUCCUCGGUCAUCUCUGAUGGACAGCCAGUGCUUUGGAGCGGUGUGUUCAGUGUGGACGGAGGACAAGCCAACACGGAGCUGGUGGUGUUUGACAUCAGUCCUGAUCUAAGCAUCGCGAACAAUACAAAUCCACACUUCAUCUACAACACUACGGACCACAAAGUGUCACAACUUAAGACCCUGAGACCGAAGACGGUGCUUUUCCAGCAGACCUUCAUGACCUCUGUGGCGACAGUGAGGCAGAAGGCCUGGAUGGUUUUCUUCAUUGGAACAGGAGAUGGACAGCUCAUCAAGCUUGUUGUGGACAAGAUCUAUAACCACGCCUGUCCUGAGGUGCUGUACAGGGCCAGUGAUGACCGCAAAGUGUUUCCCAAAAUACAUCUGGACCCAGUGGAUCAUAAACACGUGUAUUUGCCAUUUAGAAACCAGAUGAAGCGUGUAUCUGUGUCCAAGUGCAGCACGUACACAACUUUCCAGAAGUGUUGGUCUGCAAUGGAUCCAUACUGUGUCUGGUGUGACUCUAAACGAAGCUGCAUGUUUGAAGAUGAAUGUCCAGAUUCAAACUGGUUGUCCAUCCCAGAGGAAAUUCAACAGAAGAUUGUUUCCCACAAACUCAUAAAGGACCCAACUGGACAGAUCAACUUAAUCAUCCAGAUACAUGUGACUGUGGCAACAACAGGGCCGUCUUACUUUGCCUGUCAGUUCUCUACAACUUCUAAGGAGCCUUGUAGGAAAAAUAACCCUCCACCAGCAUUUCCACGAUGCACCUGCAUUCUCUCCAAUGACACACUUCCUGCUGACGGUCUGGAUCUCACAGUUAAAAUUAGACUAAGGACAAUACGUCUGUCAGAACAAUUGGAACUAAUCAACUGCUCCGAUAUCAAAGGACAAGCAAGUUCUCUUUUGUGUCAACGGUGCAUCAGCGCUGGAUGUGGAUGGAGACAUAAUCACUGUUCCUGGGCCGAUCAUAAAAUGCAAAAUGACACCAUUUGCCAAAAUAUGCUUUCAGUGAGUCUGCCGGAGAUCUCCUCCAUCACUCCCAGUGUUGUGUCUUUCUACGGCAGAGACCAUGCUUUGUUGUCAGGUCGUAACCUUCAUAAUGUGAGCAGUGUGAGGAUCCAACAAGACCUGAGUUGUGCUCCAAAGCAAUCUCCUGUAUGGAACAACACCGGCACCAGUCUGAUGUUUAACAUUCCCAGUACGAAAAUGAAAGGCGUGGUCAAAGUGUGCGUUCUCCUCCCAGACGGGAGCUGCCAUUCUAGGAAGAUGACACUGAUGGGGUCUCACCUGGACUCUGUUGAAGGGGUCACGUACAGCCACGCCCCUCAACAAGUCAGACCUCCCAUCAACAGCAGCUCUCAGACUCUCACCUAUGAAAGUCCUGCAGCUGGAACCGAGGUUUCUGACAUCUCCGUGUUUUUGAGAGUCGCCAAUCAAACCUUGGUCUGCUCCACAAACCUGACCUACUUUCCAGACCCGGAGUUUACCACCUUCACGUCCGUGAGGAUAGGAGAAGUUGUCCACAUCACCACACAGAAACGAGCAGAUAAGCUGGAGGUGACGGCAGCAGAGUUGUCAGUGUGGGGCGUUCAGGAUGAGAAGCAAUAUCCCUGCAUCAUUAAGGACACAGAAUCCACAUACACACCUAACUUUUUCAUCUGUGAGAUUCAAAACACAACUGUUGACCAGUUUCAACACUUGAUGCACCAACCAAGUCUCUCGUUGUCGGAGGAUGAGUCCUCGGAGGAGGAAGAGACCCCCUCCACCUCCGAGACGACUGGCAUGGAAGGGCCCAAUGGCCCAGGACGAGUAGCCCUAGCAGAGGAGGUCGACCGGGAGGCUUUCCCAGUCAACGAGGUAUUGGAGCCCCCGGCCACAACAGCGGGAGCGCAGCAGGCGAUGAACAGUCGACUGUCUCACAUAGCCACCUUAACUCCCCAGGCCAGCAGUCUGUCCUUGGAUCCUACUCCUGCAUAUGGCACACUCCUUCUGCACACAAACAUGAUGCAGUCACUCUCAAAAAGACUGGAGGGCAUGCUUGACAAGAAAGAACACAUACUAGCAGCUAUACUACUUCCAGUGUUCAAGAUGGACUGGGUGGAGGACGAGAUUAAGCGCUUGCAAUACCGAGCGAUGCUGAAACAAGAGUUGCAAUCUGUUGAUGUGCCUAACGACUCUGAUCAAGCCCAGACCUCUAAUGAUCUUCAGAGGAAAAGCAGUGCUUCAUCCUUUUCCAAGUUCAACCGCAUCCCAUCAAGCAUCAACAAAUCUGAGGUGGACAUCUACCUGGAUUCACAGACCUCUGAUGAUUUUACUGAGUACAUGCUCCUGCCCAAACUGAAACAGCUGUUCAUCAAAUACAACACAGCACUCCCUUCAAGCGCUCCAGAUGGGGAAAGGGCUGAUGAACCUGGGAGCCAACUUCCUCUCCCGGGUGGAGAGCCAGACCUUCUGGCCAACCUGGUAGGUCGGCGCUUGAGUGAGACGCCGGUUGGCCGACAAGGAGUAGCGGUCCGAGGCUCGGAGAAGGGCUGUUCGAGCUUGGGUCCAGGUGCGGCGAAAGCGACGGAUGAAGGCCUGGACAGAGGGGCAGGUGAUCUCUCCCUCAAGUGCAGGGAAGAGUGGGGGAGUUGCUGGGACCAAGAUGAGUGGUUCUGUGACACCAUACAGCGUAGUGCCGUCUCCAUUUCCUGGUUCAUGCGCUCCAUUGGACUGGGGGUGAAACCCAGAGGACAGGCUAACGGAGGCCACAAGCUGAACGCAGAACUCCCGCCAGAAGAUAGAGGUGAACUGCGGACCCUGGUCGGAGACCACAUCUACGGGAAGACCAUGGAGACGGAAGAUGUGGAGCAGGACCAGCGGAGAAGUCUCCUUGGCAGAGGGGAGUUUGGGAAGAGAUAA
Cololabis saira (Pacific saury) is the source of this 3747-nucleotide messenger RNA. RefSeq lists its product as uncharacterized. Gene Ontology annotation, cellular component: semaphorin receptor complex. Gene Ontology annotation, biological process: regulation of GTPase activity; regulation of cell migration; positive regulation of axonogenesis. The record is from RefSeq and is a predicted model, not a curated record. Gene Ontology annotation, molecular function: protein binding; semaphorin receptor activity. Bases 1 to 3747 code for a protein of 1248 amino acids. The transcript is spliced from 21 exons. NCBI's taxonomy places the organism in Eukaryota, Metazoa, Chordata, Actinopteri, Beloniformes, Belonidae.